Messenger RNA from Otolemur garnettii (small-eared galago), 1864 nucleotides. RefSeq names its product zinc finger protein 432 (gene ZNF432). Gene Ontology annotation, biological process: regulation of DNA-templated transcription. Bases 1 to 1863 code for a protein of 620 amino acids. The transcript has 4 exons. The record is from RefSeq and is a predicted model, not a curated record. NCBI's taxonomy places the organism in Eukaryota, Metazoa, Chordata, Mammalia, Primates, Galagidae.
AUGAGCAAUGCCCAGGAAUUGCUGACCCUGGAGGAUGUAGUGGUGGAGUUCACCUGGCAGGAGUGGCAGCUCCUGGGCCCUGCUCAGAAGGACCUGUACUGGGACGUGAUGUUGGAGAAUUACAGCAACCUGGUGUCAGUCGGUUAUCAAGCCAGCAAACCAGAUGCACUGUCCAGGUUGGAACAAGGAGAACCUUGGACAACAGAAGAUGAAAUGUAUAGUCGCAUCUGUCCAAGAAAUAUUGUCCCUCAAAGCAAAAGUCAUUUUUCUUUUAGGGAAGAUCAUGGUAUAUUUGAGUUAUAUAUGAAAACUUUGAAAUCAAAUUUAAGUUUAGUUGACCAGAACAAAAGCUAUGAAAUUAACAAUUCUACUAAAUUCAAUGAAUGUGGGAAAACAUUUUUUCAAGAUAAGUAUGAAGAACUUCAUUCUGCUGUUAAAUUUUCUGCAAGUACAAAACCUAAUAGCACUAAAUCCCAAGUCAAUAAGCAUCAGAGAACUCAUGACAUAGAGAAAACCCAUGUAUGCAGUCAAUGUGGAAAAGCCUUUGUCAAGAAGUCUCAGCUCGCUGAUCAUGAGAGAGUUCAUACAGGAGAAAAACCUUACGGAUGUAAUAUGUGUGCAAAAGUAUUCUCCAGAAAGUCCAGGCUCAAUGAACAUCAGAGAAUUCACAAAAGAGAGAAAUCCUUUAUAUGCAAUGAAUGUGGAAAAGUAUUUACCAUGAAAAGCCGUCUGAUUGAACAUCAUCGAACUCAUACUGGAGAGAAACCCUAUGUAUGCAAUGAAUGUGGAAAAGGUUUCCCAGGCAAGCGAAAUCUCAUUGUACAUCAGCAAAAUCAUACUGGAGAGAAAUCUUAUGUAUGCAGUGAUUGUGGAAAAGGCUUCACUGGGAAAAGCAUGCUUAUCAUACAUCAGCGAACUCAUACAGGAGAGAAACCCUACAUCUGUAGUGAAUGUGGGAAAGGCUUCACCACAAAGCACUAUGUCAUCAUACAUCAACGAAAUCAUACAGGAGAGAAACCAUAUAUAUGCAUUGAAUGUGGAAAAGGCUUCAUUAUGAAGAGCCGUAUGAUUGAACAUCAGCGAACUCAUACAGGAGAGAAACCCUUUGUAUGCAAUGAAUGUGGAAAAGGCUUUCCUAGCAAGAGUAAUCUCAUUGUACAUCAGAAAAAUCAUAUAGUACAGAAAUCAUAUCUAUGUAGCGAAUGUGGAAAAGGCUUCACUGUGAAGAGCAUGCUUAUUAGACAUCAGCAAACUCAUACUGGAGAGAAACCUUAUGUGUGCAGUGAGUGUGGGAAAGGCUUCCCCUUGAAGAGUCGGCUGAUUGUACAUCAGCGAACUCAUACUGGAGAAAAACCUUACAGAUGCACUGAAUGUGGGAAAGGUUUUAUCGUAAACAGUGGACUGGUAUUACAUCAGCGAACUCAUACUGGAGAGAAACCCUAUAAAUGCAAUGAAUGUGGGAAAAGUUUUGCCUUUAAGAGCAAUCUUGUUGUACACCAGCGAACUCAUACUGGAGAGAAACCCUUUAUGUGCAAAGAAUGUGGAAAAGGCUUCACCAUGAAACGAUAUCUCAUUGUACAUCAGGAAAUGCAUACAAGAAAGAAAUCUUAUCUAUGUAGUGAAUGUGGAAGAGGCUUUUUCAUGGAAACUGAGCUCAUUUUACAUAAGCAAAUUCAUACUGGAGAGAAACCUUAUGCAUGCAAUGAAUGUGGUAAAGGCUUCACUGUGAAAAGUCGUCUAAUUGUUCAUCAACUAACUCAUACAGGAGAGAAACCCUUUAUAUGCAGCCAAUGUGGAAAAGCCUUCUCCUCCAAGAGAAAUCUCAUUGCACAUCAGCGAACUCAUAUUGGAAACAAACCCUAAC